GCCGGAAGGGGCGGGGCCGAGCGGCAGCGACUUCCGGGAGCGGCGGGGACCAUGAGCUGGAUACCGUUCAAGAUCGGGCAGCCCAAGAAACAGAUUGUACCCAAGACAGUGGAGAGAGACUUUGAAAGGGAAUAUGGGAAGCUGCAGCAAUUGGAAGAUCAGACCAAAAAACUUCAGAAGGAUAUGAAGAAAAGCACAGAUGCAGACUUGGCCAUGUCCAAGUCGGCCGUGAAAAUCUCUUCGGACCUGCUGUCCAACCCCCUGUGCGAGCAGGAGCCCGGCUUCCUGGAGAUGGUCACGGCCUUCGACACGGCGAUGAAGAGGAUGGACUCCUUCAACCAGGAGAAGGUGAAUCAGAUCCAAAAGACGGUCAUAGAGCCUUUGAAAAAGUUCAGCAGCGUGUUCCCCAGCCUGAACAUGGCAGUGAAGCGCCGCGAGCAAACCCUGCAGGACUACAAGCGCCUGCAGUCCAAGGUGGAGAAGUACGAGGAGAAGGAGAGAACCGGCCCCGUCCUCGCCAAGCUGCACCAGGCCCGCGAGGAGCUGCGGCCGGUGAAGGAGGACUUUGAGGCCAAAAACAAGCAGCUCCUGGAGGAAAUGCCCAAGUUUUACAGCAGCCGCAUCGAUUACUUCAAGCCCAGCUUCGAGUCCCUCGUCCGGGCGCAGGUCGUCUACUACACGGAGAUGCACAAGAUCUUCGGGGACCUGACGGCGCAGAUCGACCAGCCCGGCCUGAGCGACGAGCAGCGGGAGCGGGAGAACGAAGCCAAGCUGAGCGAGCUGCGGGCGCUGUCCAUCGUGGCCGACGACUGAGGGCUGGGGAGGGCGGGGGGGGGGGGGGGGGCACCGGUAACGAGGCUGGGGAUGGAGCCCCCCCAGCUCCUGAGCCCCCUCCCUGCCUUCUCCGGGGACGCGCAGAUGGAUGGUGCAGGGUUUAAAGCUCUGGCUGUGCCAUCUUCCGCCCCAGCAGCUCUGCCCUCCUGCCACGGGGCCUGCUGGGGCGGGGGGGGGCGCACAGAGCAGGGCCCUCCCCACCUGCUGCUGUGAGGCUGCAGGAUGGGCAGCCACGGGCAUCCCCGUCCUGUUUCUGCCCUCCUGACUUGUGGGAGCCUGGCUUCUCAUUAAAUAGGUGGUUGUGGGGCAGCUCAGCCGAGAAGAGGAGCGGGCUGCGCCCUCCUGCCCUGACCCAGCGCCGGUGCGGAGCUCCCUGCUGGCUCCCCGUGCCAGGCUCCGGCCCAGGCUCCUUGCCUGUAGGGUGUUCUUUUGGUGCCUUAGAAGGAGCCCGGUACCCUCAGGGGGAGGGCAGAAGCAUUCAGAUUCCCACGGGAUGCGGUUUUUUGGGAGCUGGUCAUUCGAGGACUGCGCGCCCUGCCCGGAGGGUGAGGGGUUCCUUGCUGGAUGCGACCCGUUCCCAGCAGGAACGGUGCAAAGUGCCUCGGGGGAGCCCUCACCCGAUCAAACACUGUUAAGGGGAAGAGAUUAUGAACGGGACAGAUUAAAUCCAAGAGCUGA
This is a messenger RNA of Cygnus atratus (black swan), 1512 nucleotides long. It is a transcript of the gene BIN3, whose product is annotated as bridging integrator 3. Gene Ontology annotation, molecular function: lipid binding; protein binding. Gene Ontology annotation, cellular component: actin cortical patch; cytoplasm. The transcript has 9 exons. Bases 52 to 813 code for a protein of 253 amino acids. The record is from RefSeq and is a predicted model, not a curated record. NCBI's taxonomy places the organism in Eukaryota, Metazoa, Chordata, Aves, Anseriformes, Anatidae. Gene Ontology annotation, biological process: plasma membrane tubulation; endocytosis; actin cortical patch localization.